Messenger RNA from Arachis ipaensis, 1660 nucleotides. Its product is annotated as homeobox protein SHOOT MERISTEMLESS-like. Gene Ontology annotation, cellular component: nucleus. Gene Ontology annotation, biological process: regulation of DNA-templated transcription. The record is from RefSeq and is a predicted model, not a curated record. Gene Ontology annotation, molecular function: DNA-binding transcription factor activity, RNA polymerase II-specific; DNA binding. Lineage: Eukaryota; Viridiplantae; Streptophyta; Magnoliopsida; Fabales; Fabaceae.
AAGACAUAAGACAUAGAUGAAUGAGUAUGUGUAUGAGUAUGUAUGUAGAUGUAUGGUGAUUUCAUUGGGAAGGAAAACUGAGUGUGUUGUUGCAGAGACACACGUUAUCCCUGUGUUGUAGCCCCCCUCUCUGUCCGCACCCUCCUCUCUUCACAAAACACAAACUCUCAGUCAUAUAAACAACCCACUGUUCACCCCUCUCUGUUCCUAUCCAUUUUCCAAUGAACCCCUCCUCCCCUUCUCUCUCCAGUACUCUUUCUUCUUUUUUUAUUGACAGAGCCAACAGAACUAGUCCUUAAAAAACACGGGUGGUGUCCAUAAUUUAGGGGUUUCUUAGCUUCUUCUGCUUCUGCUACUACUUCUUCAAUGGACAUGAUGAUGAAUAUUGACGAAUCCAACAACAACAACAACAACAACAUGAUGAGUAGUGAUAGUAAUAAGUUUCUUUCGUCUAUUAUGGCUACUGUCAUCAACAAGAACACCAACAAUUCUUCUUCUUCUUCACCUUCUACCUUCAACAUGCCUCAUCAUCAUAACUAUACCAGCCACCACCAGCAACAACAACAAACCGCCACAAACACCAACAGCAACGCCGCCGGAAGUAGUAGUCUACAAGUUAGGGAUAAGAUCAUGGCACAUCCUCUCUUCCCUCGUCUCUUAUCUUCUUACCUUAAUUGCUUGAAGGUUGGAGCACCUCCAGAAGUGGUGGGUAGGUUAGAGGAGUUAUGUGGAAAGUGUUCAUCAUCAUCAUCAUCAAGAAGAUCAGAUAGUAAUUCAUGCAUAGGUGAAGAUCCAGGGCUUGAUCAGUUCAUGGAGGCAUAUUGUGAGAUGCUCAUUAAAUAUGAGCAAGAGAUUUCUAAACCCUUCAAAGAAGCCAUGCUCUUCUUCUCAACAAUUGAUUCCCAGCUUAAGGCCCUUUCUCUUUCACCACAUUUUGGUACUAAUCAUCAAAGUGAAUCAUCAUCAUCUUUACUACAAAAUGAGGUUGAUGUGCUUGAUGAGAACAACAACAAUAAUAGGAACAUGGAUACAAGUCAAGCUGAAGAAGACAGGGAACUAAAGAUCCAGCUUCUGAAGAAGUACAGUGGAUAUCUUGGUGGACUCAAGAAGGAGUUUCUCAAGAAGAAAAAGAAUGGAAAGUUGCCAAAAGAAGCUCGCCAGCAGCUUCUUGAUUGGUGGAACAGACAUUACAAAUGGCCUUAUCCUUCGGAAUCCCAGAAACAGGCACUAGCAGAAUCAACAGGGCUAGAUUUGAAGCAGAUAAACAAUUGGUUCAUCAAUCAGAGGAAACGCCAUUGGAAGCCUUCUGAGGACAUGCAAUUUGCUGUUAUGGAUGCAACUAACCACUACAUGGAAACUAUCAUGUGCAAGCCAUUUCCCAUGGAUACCAUGCCUAUUCUAUUUUAAGUUUUUAACUAUGCAAAUGCAUAUGCUAUAUAUGUAUAAUAUAUAGUAUUUAUAGCUUGUAUGAACUUUUAACUGUUGAGCUGAAACCCUUUUUAGAUUUCAAGUUACCUUAGGUCUUGAAGCUGCUUUAAUUAUGAAGCUAAGCAUGCAAGUUUCCCUAUUAUAUAUAUGUAUCCUUCAAUCUCUUGAAGUGUUAGUUAUAUAGCCUCUUGAAUUUUUUGUGGAACAUUAAGGAGACUUUUAAUUUGUAUGA